AUGACCGCCACACGGACGCUUUACACCCUCACAUGGGGUGUAUACCCUCGUCGAGUACUUAUAUAUCUCGCUGAGAAAGGGCUGUCCCACUCACCGCACAUCGACGUUGUGCCUUGCGACAUCUCGGAGACUGGCACUCUGAUAGCAGAGGGCAAGCCACCAGGCACUGUGCCGAUACUAAGUCUACCCGACGGUUCAUUCAUCAAGCAAUCUGUGGCUAUUAUCGACUACUUUGAGGAUAUCUGCGCUCAGCCAGACCCUGCGCAGCCAUGGCAGAAGGAACUGGCGGACAGCGCCAACCGGAGGACCAACAUGAGAGGCACCACGGCAGAGGAGCGAGCUCGGCACCGUGACAUGGUCAUCCUGGCAGACGAGGUCACCAGUCUGUUUGGCUUUGCAUGCCACAAGGGCACGGCGCUCUUUGUGACCUUGGAGACGACAAACGCGCUCACAGCAAAGCUGGCGCUGGAGCUCUGCACCAAGAACCUCAGACUUCUAGAUCGGUACUAUGCGGAGGGUGCGGAAAAAGAAGGGGCGGAGAGGUCGGUCAUGGUCGUCGACUGUGUCUUGUUCUCGACAUUGCACUUUGCUCGCAACAUGUACAAUCUGGAUCUCCUGGACGAUGCCGAGCUGUCGCAUCUGCGCAGUUUCUAUCUGGACUUUGGAAAACGAGACAGUGUGCAGGUCGGCGAGCACUUCUAUCCAGAUGAGCUUCGCAAGCUAGCCAGCCAGUGGCUUCCGGUUGAGUAG
This is a messenger RNA of Emericellopsis atlantica, 750 nucleotides long. RefSeq lists its product as uncharacterized. Lineage: Eukaryota; Fungi; Ascomycota; Sordariomycetes; Hypocreales; Bionectriaceae. The record is from RefSeq and is a predicted model, not a curated record. Bases 1 to 750 code for a protein of 249 amino acids. The transcript has a single exon.